Molecule: messenger RNA, 2001 nt
Organism: Helianthus annuus (common sunflower)
Lineage: Eukaryota; Viridiplantae; Streptophyta; Magnoliopsida; Asterales; Asteraceae
Product: protein misato homolog 1
Exons: 9
Coding region: 219-1919 (566 amino acids)
Cellular component (GO): cytoplasm
Source: RefSeq, a predicted model, not a curated record
AGGUCAUUAUAUUUCAACUCAUCAACAACCCUUGUGCCGCCAAUACCUGUUAACAAUUCCCAAUGGUUUCGCUUGCUUAAUUCUAUCAGAUUUUGCUGUUUGAGCUACUUAACCUUCAAUUCCCAAAGGUUUCGCUUCCUUAAUCCCCCUUGCAACUACCCUAAAAGCUUCUGUUCGCGUUCAUUCUUGCAAAUAGUCGAUAACCUCAGGAGCAAAGUAUGAAAGAGCUCGUGACUUUUCAAGUUGGGAGUUAUGCUAAUUUCAUCGGUUCUCACUUUUGGAACUUUCAGGAUGAAUUGCUGGGAUUGCUUGAAGACCCCCAGUCUCACUUAAUCUUUAAGAAUCAAAACCUUGAUAUGGAUGUUCUCUACCGAACUGGCGAGACUCAACAGGGCAUACCCACUUACACGCCUCGCUUGAUUUCGGUUGAUUUUCAAGGAUCUCUUGGAUCUAUGAGUUCACGUGGUACAUUGUACAACCAUAAUCCAUCUCCAUCAUCUGGUGUUGCCACAUGGACGGGAAAUGUUUCAACUCAAGCGUCUGAACCUCAUAAAAAGAAUCUGUUCUUGCAAAGGCUGUAUGAUGAAGGGCAGGAGAUAAACGAGAGUGAGAUAUUGGAUACAGAUGUAGUUAAGUCUCUCGAGGACGGCGUUCAAUACUGGACUGAUUUUUCAAAAGUUCAUUAUCAUCCACAAAGUUUAUUCGAAUUAAACGGGUUAUGGAUGGAUCCUAAAGAGUUUAACAACUAUGGUAUUGGAAGAAAUACAGUAUCCGAGGGUCUACAAGGCGAUGAAAUUAAUGAAAGACUUCGUUUUUUCAUGGAAGAAUGUGAUCAUGUUCAGGGAAUUCAAUUUAUGGUUGAUGAUUCAGGAGGAUUUUCUGGCGUAGCUGCGUCUCUUUUGGAGAAUAUUGCAGACGAGUACACGAAUGUUCCUGUUUUGUUGUUUUCUGUUAGAAGCCCUAAUUACUAUAAUACCCUCACAAGCCGAAAACUUUCCAUCACCAGUAAUCUUCAUGAUGCAGUGUCGUUUUCGGCACUAUCGUCCUUAUGCAAAUUGAUUGUUCCCGUGGGCUUACCAUCACUUAAUGAAAGCAGGGUUUCACAAUACCUUAAUGUAGAAGACGUAAAACUCUAUCAGUCUAGUGCGGUUUAUGCGUCUGCAAUACACUCUAUCAAUCUCCCUUUCCGGAUGAAAAAAAUGGGCCCCACUGGUGAAUCGUCAAACGAAUCUGGUGCGAUGGAUUUAUACGAAUGCAUACAAAUGUUAGCAGGGCAAGGCAGGCAAAAUACUGUUGCUAUUCUUGAUGCUGCAAUGCCACCACCGUCAAUGACUGGUAAACGGUUCCAACAACCUUUGUUAGGAAACUUGCAUCCACUAACCCCGGAAACCGCACACGAUGUGGAUGACUCGCAAGCCAUUGAAACCAUGAUAGUGCAUGGAGCCCUUGGAGCUGGAGAGAAAGAGGUAUCGGUUUCUGAAGUGAGAGAAGCCGUUGAAACAGAAUACGAGAACACAUCAUCAACAAGGCCUAGAUUCUCUCAUUUAUCAGUGUCACGCUGUCCUCUUCCAAUCCCGUUACCUUUCCCUUCCAUCUUUAACAACCUUGUCGGCAGGCGUGGUGAUUUGUUAUCGAAUAGCCCCACCGUAUCAGAAUCUCCUUCAAGGAGGGGACCACUUGAUGUCCACUCAAUCCCUAUGGCAGCUAGAUUGCGGUCCAGCACUGCUGUUUUACCAUUCUUGGAAAAUAGAUUGGGGUACAUUCGUAAAUUUGGCAUUGAAAGAGGAUCGAUAGGUGCCAACGUGCUUACAAGUUGGGGUUUUGGUAGGGAAGAAAUUGAAGAUAUUGGUGAAAAUCUUUCCAAGAUGGUUUUGGCACUUAAUCCUCAACAAGAGUAUUCCUCUGAUGAUUCUGAUUGAGUUUGGUUUGUAUAAUAACACUAUUCCAGAUAUUGUAUCCGUGGAAUUGGAUUUCUGAAAAAAAAUGGUGAUUUUAGUUGAA